GCGGGCUCUGAUUGGUCGAUUCUGCGAGAGGAAGGCGGGACAAAAAAAAAGCCUCCUCCCCAAAAUGUCCGCUCACCGCCGCGCUCCGUCUGUUUGUAUGGAGCCAAAAUGGCCGCCGCGGAGCUCCGGUUGCCGCGCUCGGUUCUCCGGUGGGCGUGUCCCGCCGCGGAGCUCCGGUCACAUGACCCGCGCAGGCAGAGCCAGGCUGACCAAUUCCAAUAUGGUGGCCAGCCUGGCAGGUCCACGGUUCCUGUUGAUGGUUUUGUUGUUCUGCGGGAUCAGGUGCGGCGCCUGCAGCCGCGGAGCUCCGCUGGUUCUGGGGCUGAGACUGGAAGACCCGGCGGGUCCGGUGUGCAUGAAGGAUCGGAUCAUCUCGGCGCCAGAAGGAGCCACGUUCACGCUCCGUCUCUUCGGGACUGAUCUGAAUGGAAGCUGGCCGUGGGUGGCGUUCGCUGGGGCCGCUGGGGCCGCUGGGGCCGCUGCGGGGGUCGGGAACACGACCGACCCGUGCGAGAGGGAGUCCAACCGCAAAGAGUCCGCCUUCCAGGUGACGGGGGACGGGUUCACCCCGGAUAAGGACUACAGCGGGUUGGUAACGGUGGUAGUCCGGCAGAAGAGCAUCUCCUCCGGGGGCAGCCUGCAGAACUACUCCCUGUGCGUGCUGCGCGGGGGGAAAUGGGGAUCCGCGGGCCCGGACAAGCUGCGGGUGAUCCCCGCCACAGCUCCCCCGGCUGACUACAUCCCUCCGUGGGGUCUGGCCGUGCUGGUCGUGCUGCUGCUCGUGGUGUGCGCGGUGCUGAGGACAGUGAACCUGAGCCUGCUGUGGCUGGACCCUGUGGAGCUCUAUGUGCUGCACAGCUGCGGGUCCGAGGAGGAGAAGCGAGCCGCCAAACGCCUGGAGCCGAUCAGGAGGAGGGGGAACUUCCUGACGUGCUCCCUGCUGUUCCUGUGCGCCCUGGGUCACUCGGUCCUGGGUGUCCUCCUGUACCGGGCCCUGGGCUCCAUCCUCUCCGCCGUGUUCACCAGCGGCUUCCUCAUCUUCUUCCUGGCCGAGCUGGCUCCUCACAUCCUGUGCUCCGGUUACGGCUUCCAGCUGGCGCCGGCUCUCACCUGGCUGGCCCAGGUGUGCAUGGUGCUCACCUGCCCGCUGUCCUGCCCUCUGGGGCUGAUCCUGGACCUGGCUUUGAGGAGGGACAUCAGCACCUGUGGGAUAAGAGAGCGGGCCAUGGAGAUGAUCCGCACGAGCGUCAACGACCCAUACAGCGAGUUCGUGAAGGAGGAGUUCAGCCGAGGGAUGCUGCGCAGUAAGACGGUGGAGGACAUCCUCACCCCGCUGAAGGACUGCUUCAUGCUGCCCAGCUCGGCCGUGCUGGACUUCUCCACCAUGUCUGAGAUCAUGCAGAGCGGAUACACGAGGGUGCCCAUCUACGAGGAGGAGAAGUCCAACAUCGUGGAGAUCCUGUACGUGAAGGACUUGGCUCUGGUGGAUCCGGAUGACUGCACCCCGAUGACGACCAUCACCAAGUUCUACAACCACCCGCUGCACUUUGUCUUCAACGACACCAAACUGGACGCCAUGCUGGAGGAGUUCAAGAAAGGAAACUCUCACAUGGCCAUCGUGCAAAAGGUGAACAAUGAGGGCGAGGGAGAUCCUUUCUACGAGGUGCUGGGAUUGGUCACCUUGGAGGACGUCAUCGAGGAGAUCAUCAAAUCGGAGAUCCUGGACGAGUCCGACGGUUACCUGGACAGGAAGGUGAAGCGCCCGCUCGCGCCGCUGGAGAUCCCUCUGGAGCCUCGCAGCGCCCACGAGGAGUUCUCGCUUUUCAAGCCUCCCGAGGGAGAACCGAAGAUCCGGACGUCGCCACAGCUCCUGCUCGCUACGCACCGCUUCCUGUCCAGAGAAGUGGAGCACUUCAGCCCCGGACGGGUGUCCGAGAAGGUUCUGUUCCACCUGCUCCGUCACCCCAGCGUCAACCAGGAGGUGCACUUUGACCACAACAACCGGCUGAGCGCGGGUCACUACCUGUACACGAGAAACCACCCGGUGGAUUAUUUCAUCCUGCUGCUGCAGGGUCGCGUGGAGGUCGAGAUCGGCAAAGAGGGGCUGAAGUUUGAGAACGGAGCGUUCACGUAUUACGGCGUGUCUGCGCUGACGCUGCCAUCCUCAGUGCACCAGUCUCCAGUGUCGACCCAGCGUCACUCCCCCAGGGAUCCCUUCGAGUCAGCAGAAGCUACGAGUCCAUCCAGCUACUGUCCCGACUACACCGUCCGAGCGCUCACCGACCUGCAGCUCAUACGGGUGACACGUCUGCAGUAUCUGAACGCUCUCAUGGCGUCACGGGUCGGUCAGAGUCCAGAUCCUCCUGAGAUUAAGAUCCUCCCCAACAGUCAGACCAAGCUGCUCAACGACAGAAACACCACACAAGAGUUCCCCGUGAACUUUUCAUUCUUUGAUACUAUCGAGAACUACUGUUAGUACUUGUUUAUUUUGCAUGAGGUGGCAGUAGUGCACAGGAGAGCUCCACAGAAGAGGAGGCUCACGGGUAGUUGUGGUUCUCUCUUCCCCCAACCCCACCCACCAUCAUCCACCCCCUCUUCUUGCUGUUAAAGACCUGCUCCAACCAGAGUUUAGAUUUUAGUUUUGUUUUUAUUGAAUCAUCUAUGGCUGGAACGUAGUUAUUGGACGAGACUGGAGUGAUUUUUAUUUGUUCUGUUAGAGCCACACGUCUCACCUCCACCCCCAUUCCUUUAUGCUAUGUGCUUUUCUUGAAUUCCUAUGUUGUUUUAUACACUUUGGACUACAUAUGUAUGUGUGUAUAUACAUAUAUAUAUAUAAAUAUAUUAUAUAUAAAUACAUUUUAUGUUAAUUUGGCGGUGCCUUUCUUCCAAGGUUUAGCUUUUCGUACUAAACUCUGCAUUGCCAUUCCUCACUUUUACCUGUCUGGGUGCCAAAGCUACAUGUUUAUUAUAUGUAUGUGUGUGUGUGUGUGUGUGUGUGUGUGUGUGUGUGUGGAAGCAUCCGUCCGUUUGAGACAUUAAAAACAUUAAAAAGUUGGUUUAAAGUGAAUCCACACGUUAAAUUUAAAGCCUCUUUUUAAGAAGCUGUAACGUGCGUCCAGAUUUUCAUUCCUGUAAAAAGUCGAGGUGUGUUUGUUUGUGUAGCCGAAAAUGAUAAUUUAAACUUUCACUGUUCAAUGGUUAGUUUAUACUUUAAAUCUUAACUUAGAAACGACGUACAAAGUGGAGCAACCAAAAAAAAAAAAAAAUGAGGGAACCUUCAGACAGGAUCAUUUGCUGCAAGAUUGUCUGUUUGUGCUGAACGAAACCGCUGUGAAACAAUCAGAAAAUAACUUUAUUUCUCAGAUUAACCAACUUUAUUGAGGCCGGCGCUCACUCCCACCCUCAUUCACUGUCUGUGUCGCUCAACCACUGCUGUCUCUUGCUCUCAAACCAUCCGACGCAAAUCAAAAUCAAAACUUCUGCGUGUCUUUGCAAUGUAAAUUUCAGAUUUUUAGAAGCAGCCUCGUGCGUCACUGCGUUUGUAGCAGCCAAAAAAACGAACGAAAAACCUGCUGGAUGAAACGUGAAUUUCAUUAAACAAAGAAGCAACUGUAUUAGUCGAUAAAAUCACUUCAAAUCUAAUCCUUGCUGCUGCUCUUCUGUGAUUAAUAAACUGAAGCUCUUUGGGAGUUUGGACGGCACCUUUUAGGGAAAAACAGAUUUAGGACAGAUGGGUGGUUGCUCUGUAUACUCAACUGUAGAUCAAAAGUGGUACAAGAUAAAACAAGAAGGAAAUACAGACAUAAGAAGACUUCAGUUGUUAAUUGAUUAAAUAUAUGAGCAUUAAAAACUGGUGCGUGGAUUCAUCCCAUAGUUUAACGUCUAUAUAUUCGGCCCGGGAGCUUCUUGUUUGUCAUCCUGAGUCCUGUUAACAUUCCAGUACAUGUUCAUGUUUUAUCUGUGUAUGAUUGUGAGUGCGUGAGCUUCAAUAUUUCACUUGUACAUGUCAGCAAACAAGCAUCCAGCCUUCACCGUAACUCAUAUUGUACGCCAAUAACCUAACAUGCAUUUUAAGCGCCUGUCAGUCAUUGUUGCAUGUGUGUAAACACGUCAAAUAUGUCAAAAGAAUGACCUCUAAAUAACUUCCCAUCCUCCCCUUGUGUGUAUUUGUACAUUAAUAUAUUAAUGAUGAGGAGGGAAAGUGGAGAGGUCGACUUGCUCUGUGAGCCGUUUGACAGUAAAAACAAAAUCAGUGUUUUUUUUGUUUUGAUUUUUAAAGGAUCGGUUUGAAUUUUUUGUUUCAAGUUUAAGAUUUUAAUGCAACACUCACAUGCCAAAAUAUACUUUGAGGAAGUCCAUACUGGCCUGGAGCGACUCCAUCGUGGUCGACCACCCCAGAAAACACUUUGUUUUGAGUCUACCGACGCCUUUUGCCAAAGCUAAUAUAAGGCUGAAUUUUUCAUACUGGGUAUCUCCAUGCUGGGUUUCAGAUUUCUGCUUCUCUUCAUCUUUACAACCUAAAAACUAACCCCAACCUAGUCCCCAACAAACCCAACCAGCAAUCCUGGGGGAAUAGUGGAGAAACACCAACAAAAUAUUAAUUAUUAAAGUACCUACCAGGACGUAUUUCUCCACUGUGCCUCAUCAUGGGAAACACAUGGCAAUGGGUCUUCAGUUUGUUUAUAAGGACUGGAUGAAAAUUGGUCACCGAGUGCCAAAAAGUUUGAAGAUUGCAGAAAGUCUGGAAAUCGAGAUAACGUGACGUGACGUACGAUAAGACUGUGUCAAAAAACAAUAGCCAAAAACUCUUAAAGUGAAAAGCGAAUUGUUGUUAGAAUUUUUUUUCAAAUUUAAAACCUCCAUUGACUAAAAAUGAAUAUACAAAGAGUUCUACAGACGUGUGACUAUGGGGAACGGACCAAAACAGUGUUGCGGCUGCGAUAUGACAUGUACCUGGUGGGGUUUCCUAGUAAUGCUCCACCCAAGUUGCAAUUCAGUGAAGAAGAAGAAGCAGUAAAAUGUGCAAUGGGCAAGUACAUAGUGUACUACAUAUAAGUGGAUCAAUGGAAGUAUCCGAGCCCCAAGUAUCCUAUACAUACAAGAUAAUUUAAUUUGUUUUCUCGAGAUCUAUGAGUUAUCUUUGUCAUUGGUUGAAAGAUCUCAAAAUAUUUAAACAUGGACAUAAUUAAUUCAAGCUCUUGAGAUGUGCUUAGGGCUUCCGUAGACACAGUGUAACUUUGUCUUAUGUACUCACGUCACGAGGGGAUUUCCUCACAGUCAGUAUGUAGAGUAUCGUAUUAAAACGGAACUUGAAGGAAGCCGAACCGAACCUUUCAGCAGCAGCGGGGUUUGUUUUUCCGAUUCUGCACGUUACACAUCAUUUAGUCUUCUUUGCAUUUUGAUUCCAUUUGUGUGUGUUUUUUUCGAUUCAUUCAGUGUUAUCACUCUCGAGCGUAUUCCAGGAGAAAAUCUCUGUGAUUCUGAGUAAAUAUUUUUCAGCUGUUUUUGUUUAUUUUGUUCUGUUGUGAUUAAGUUCAUUUGUUUGGUAUCAGAAGACUGAAUGUAAAAAAAAAGAAAAGAAAAGAUAAUCAAUUCUUUGUGCCACUUGUACUGAUUGAUUGAGAGAAAUGUUGGGGAGGAGUGUUUGAUGAUGAUGAUGAUGACGAUGAUGUGGAGAACUUCGUAUUAAUAUAUGACCGCUUAGAUAGAAUAUAAUUUGAGGAUGUAGUUUAUAGGUAUCCGGUCUCAGUUUUCAGGUACAACACUGUUAUUAUUAUUAAAAGUUGAACUAAACAGUUUAAUUACUUCCUCUUUAUGUCCGGGUUACAUUUGUAUAGAACUCGAUUUUAAUUUUAUUCUUCAGGAAUGCCGCUGUCGUUUUUUUGGGGGGUUCAUUGAGACUCCAUCGCAUUUAACACUUUCAAUAAUCAAGUUUCUUAGGAAAUAAACUCAAUCCUGUUCUAAA
Larimichthys crocea (large yellow croaker) is the source of this 5965-nucleotide messenger RNA. It is a transcript of the gene cnnm3, whose product is annotated as cyclin and CBS domain divalent metal cation transport mediator 3. The transcript is spliced from 12 exons. Bases 65 to 2476 code for a protein of 803 amino acids. Gene Ontology annotation, molecular function: transmembrane transporter activity. Lineage: Eukaryota; Metazoa; Chordata; Actinopteri; Sciaenidae. The record is from RefSeq and is a predicted model, not a curated record. Gene Ontology annotation, cellular component: plasma membrane. Gene Ontology annotation, biological process: magnesium ion homeostasis; transport.